CAGUUUUCCUGGUAACAGAAAUCCUUUAUUCCAGUCCUGGCCGCCGAGCCCUCAUUACACUCUCUUCCAGAUUGAUGGUCGACUUGGAGCCAGAGGGGAAGGUGUUUGUUGUUAUCGACCUGUCGGGCUCUUCCAGUGAAGCUCCAGCAGGCUCCAGUGAGAAUGAGGAGCGUGUCUUCAGGCAGCGUCUCGGCCCCAGGAAGCGUCAGGGCGCCGUCAGGAGGAGAGUCCACCAGGUCAACGGACACAAGUUCAUGGCAACGUUCCUCAGACAGCCCACCUACUGUUCUCACUGCAGGGACUUCAUCUGGGGCGUCUUAGGAAAACAGGGCUACCAGUGUCAAGUUUGCACCUGUGUGGUCCAUAAACGCUGCCAUGAACUGAUCAUCACUAAGUGUGCAGGGAUGAAGAAGCAGGAGGACACAGUGGAGGAGCCCGUUGGUUCUCAGAGGUUCAGCGUCAACGUUCCACACAAGUUCAGGAUCCACAACUUUAAAGUCCUGACGUUCUGCGAUCACUGCGGUUCUCUGCUCUGGGGUCUGCUGAGGCAGGGGCUCCAGUGUAAAGUGUGUAAAGUGAACGUGCACAGGCGCUGUGAGAGUAACGUUGCCCCUAACUGUGGAGUCGACGCCAAAGCAAUCGCUAAAGUCCUCUCUGACCUCGGAGUGACGCCGGACAAAAUCUGCAACAGCGCUCUGAGGCGGAAAAAGGUACAAAACAUCUCAUAUUUAAAUAAAAUAAAAUAAAUAUACUGGCGUUUAAAAAGUCCAUACUCCACAACCAUCAUAGAUAAAACAAGAUGAAAGGAAUUUAUUAUUAUAACUAGGCCAAUGCUGCAUUUAUGUGAUCCUUUAUUUCUGAAGUUGUAUUAUGUAAUCGUAUCAAAUGUACUGCCCCCUCCCUUCCGGCAAAUAUCUGCUGUCCAAUGGAAGCUUGUUAUUUAGGGGAACAACUCAAGCCCACAGGAAGUGCGCCGGACUCUGAUGAAAAUAUUCGUUGUGUCCAAACGGCCGUACUACAAUUUCCGUAUCAGUCCGUGACGUCACCCGGCC
Molecule: messenger RNA, 1052 nt
Organism: Gymnodraco acuticeps
Lineage: Eukaryota; Metazoa; Chordata; Actinopteri; Perciformes; Bathydraconidae
Product: protein kinase C epsilon type-like
Exons: 7
Coding region: 75-746 (223 amino acids)
Biological process (GO): protein phosphorylation
Molecular function (GO): ATP binding; protein serine/threonine kinase activity
Source: RefSeq, a predicted model, not a curated record